This is a messenger RNA of Punica granatum (pomegranate), 1360 nucleotides long. NCBI's taxonomy places the organism in Eukaryota, Viridiplantae, Streptophyta, Magnoliopsida, Myrtales, Lythraceae. The record is from RefSeq and is a predicted model, not a curated record.
AGAGAGAUUCCCAAUAGCAGCUAGCAGGCAGUCGCUGUAGCUUCGUUCCUUCUCGCCUCUUCUCUUAUCCCGUCCUCUCUCAGCCGUAGCCGUCGUCGUCUCAUUCUCCUCCUCCUCCUCAAUCCCGAGCUCGUCGGAGAAGAAGGCGCUGGAAAAUUUCGCUGCUUCAGCUUCAGAGUUGUAAUUUGUUCGUCGAAGUUGGAAUGGCGCAUACUUGUGUGUCCACCGCGGCUUCCUCGCUCCGGUUCAAAUCGCUCGCUCUCUCCGGAAACCCUAGCUCGUCUCUCGAUUAUCAGAAGCUUUCCCUUCCCUUCGAGCCCCUUCGUUCGAGGAAACUUAAGAAGUUAGUCACCAAUAGAAAGAGCAGUCAGCACACUCCAGCGAAGGCCAUAUACUCUGGUGAUUCUUGGUCUCCUGAGAGGAGUUCUCGACAGGGCAUUUGGUCCAUCAGAGAUGAUUUGCAAAUGCCAUCUUCGCCCUACUUCCCCACAUAUGCACAGGGACAGGGGCCGCCACCGAUGGUACAAGAGCGUUUUCAGAGCGUUAUUAGCCAGCUUUUUCAAUAUAGAAUAAUACGCUGUGGAGGUGCUGUCGACGAUGAUAUGGCCAACAUUAUUGUUGCUCAGCUGCUUUACCUUGAUGCAGUUGAUCCUACUAAGGAUAUUGUCAUGUAUGUCAACUCUCCUGGUGGAUCUGUUACUGCUGGUAUGGCUAUAUUUGACACGAUGAGGCACAUUCGACCUGAUGUUUCAACAGUGUGUGUUGGUCUCGCUGCUAGUAUGGGUGCUUUCUUGCUCAGUGCUGGAACUAAAGGGAAAAGAUUCAGCCUGCCAAACUCGAGGAUAAUGAUCCAUCAACCACUUGGUGGAGCUCAAGGUGGACAAACCGAUAUAGAUAUUCAGGCCAAUGAAAUGCUGCACCACAAGGCCAACCUCAACGGGUACCUAUCCUACCACACGGGACAGAGCCUCGAGAAGAUCAAUCAGGACACGGACCGCGAUUUCUUCAUGAGCGCGAAAGAGGCCAAGGAGUACGGACUAAUAGACGGUGUGAUUAUGAACCCCCUCAAAGCUCUCCAGCCUCUGGCAGAAGCUGCAGGACAGUGAAAGAUCAACCCGGUGUGUUCGUUAAACCCUUCAGUCCAUGUAUGUUUUUUAUCUAUAGAUCCUCAAUUUUGAUGCUGAAUUAUCGGUAGUUACUUUGCAUCAUCUUUAUUGAAGCGGCUUGGAGCAUUUCCUUGCUUGUUGCUGUUGCUAAUGCUGCCUGCUUUUUUUUUUCUUUUUCACAGAGAAAAUGACAUAUUCUGAGCUAAAAUGCUAAUUAAUCUAUAAUCUAUAAUAAAUACGUAUUUGAGGGUGCC